Molecule: messenger RNA, 2422 nt
Organism: Arachis ipaensis
Lineage: Eukaryota; Viridiplantae; Streptophyta; Magnoliopsida; Fabales; Fabaceae
Product: chitin-inducible gibberellin-responsive protein 1
Source: RefSeq, a predicted model, not a curated record
CGCCCAUACGUGUAUUUCUUUAGUCGGCGGGCGUUCUCAUCCUCGAAUCGUCAAAUCAUAUCACAACUCUUUUUCGUCUUUCCCUCUCAUUCUUUAACUUCCGUUAAAAUUCCACAAACCACCCUCUUCGAAACAAGAAAAGAAGUAACAAGUCCAGAACCAGAACCAGAACCGUUACCGUUUAUACUACCAGACUACUCUUCCGUGGAAUUUCAAACUUCAAAGCUCAGAAGUCAGAACACCAACACAAACACACAUACACACACUAUUCAAAAAGUUAAUAUCCCUUUUUCUUUUCCCUCUCUAUAAAUAUCCCUUCUUUCGAAUCUGCCACGCUUGUUCUUAUUCCCCAUGUUACCAUUUGUCUCCUAUAAACCAUAGUCACGCAAAUUUAAGAAUAUAUAUACUGAUAUUUAUUUAUUGCUAUAAUGAAUGGGAAUGGAAAUUGAAAUUCAGCAAAGUUGAGCUUCCCACGCGUUUUCUGCUCUAACCCACCGAACACAGUCCAAAUCUUUUCAAUGGUGGGCGUUGAAUGUAGCUAGUCUCUGAAUUAUUUCUUGCCCAGUCAUUUUACUUGAGGUUUAUCUGCUGAUUUUGAAAGGUUACAGUUACAAUUCCAAAGCAAAUAUUAAGUAGAAGCUUACCAAGAUUGCAGUUUUUUUAUUUCCUAGAGGUUGGUAGAUAUAGCGAAGGUUAUGCCGUCGUUAUAGCAUGGAUUCAUCACAUCUUCUCGGUUUCAGUGUGACUAAUUCUAGCUUACUCAGCAAAUCAUCUUUUCCAACUACACCUCCGUUAUCCCACCUGCUACUUGGACCUUUGAAUGAAGUAGUAAACUCACCUAAUUUGGCUCUUUCUACUCACUUCAACUCUGAUACUGAUUCUGCAUUGAAUGAUAGUCAGCAGUUAGUUGAAGUUACGCGUGCAGAGAAACGUCACAAAUCAAUGGAGGAAGCGUCGCUACAAAGCAUUCCGUCGAGCACUUUGAAACAAUUGCUCAUUUUAUGCGCCAAAGCAAUGUCUGAAAACAACAUGAAAGAUUUUGAUCAAUUGAUAGACAAGGCUAGAAGUGCUGUGUCUAUCAGCGGGGAGCCAAUUCAGCGGCUCGGUGCUUAUUUAGUGGAAGGGCUUGUUGCAAGGAAGGAGAAAUCGGGUAACAACAUCUAUCAUGCUCUUAGGUGCAAGCAGCCUGCAGGUACAGAGUUACUAUCAUACAUGCAGAUGUUAUAUGAAAUUUGUCCAUACUUCAAGUUUGGUUACAUGGCUGCCAAUGGAGCUAUUGCUGAAGCAUGCCGAAAUGAGGACCGAAUUCACAUAAUAGAUUUUCAGAUUGCACAGGGAACUCAAUGGACGACUCUCCUUCAAGCUCUUGCAGCAAGGCCUAGUGGGGCUCCACAUGUGCGGAUCACCGGGAUUGAUGAUCCUGUUUCUAAAUAUGCUCGAGGAGAAGAAUUGGAGGCAGUUGGCGAAAGUUUGUCGAAAAUAUCUAAGAAAUUUGACAUUGAGGUUGAGUUUCAUGGAAUUCCUGUCUUUGCCCCAGAUGUAACCAGGGAUAUGCUUGAUGUCCGGCCUGGAGAGGCCUUGGUCGUUAACUUUCCUCUUCAACUCCAUCAUACGGCCGAUGAGAGUGUCGAUGUGACUAAUCCAAGGGACGGACUUCUGAGAUUGGUUAAGUCUCUUUCUCCUAAGGUAACCACAUUGGUGGAGCAGGAAUCGAACACAAACACGACGCAUUUCUUCAACAGGUUCAUAGAAACACUUGAUUACUACUUGGCCAUGUUCGAGUCCAUCAAUGUUGCUCUCCCAAGAACGAGCAAGGAGCGGAUCAACGUGGAACAACAUUGUUUAGCUCGAGAUAUCGUGAACAUUGUUUCUUGUGAAGGGAAGGAAAGGGUGGAGCGGCAUGAACUGUUUGGUAAGUGGAGGUCUAGGUUCACAAUGGCAGGUUUUGUGCAAUAUCCUUUGAGCUCUUAUGUGAAUUCCAUUAUAAGAAACCUCUUGAAUCGCUAUUCUGAGAAUUAUAGUCUAGUGGAGAAGGAUGGAGCCAUGCUGUUGGCAUGGAAGAACAGAAAUUUGAUAUCAGCUUCAGCCUGGUAUUAAUAGACAUCCAGAUAGAAAAUAAUGUAGUGGUAGAAAAAUCAUGGUGAUAGUGAUAGGAUAGUAAAACGCAUAAGGCUUGAGGUUAUUAUUGCUGACCAAGGUUUGUGUAGAUUUACACUUCCAUAUGCUCUUCUCAGUGUUUCAUACGUUAUUUGUUAGAUUUGUGUAUUCUUAUUUUCUAGUCAUGCAGUAUACUAAUUCUCUUGUAACAUGUUUUAGCAUGCGUGUAUAGUUUUUGGUCUACGAAUGUUAAGCUUGUGUCUGAACUUUGGUCCUUGGCUUCUUGUGCAAUUUAUACGAACUCAGAAAUUUUGAACUCCCUCAA